Neurospora crassa OR74A is the source of this 2682-nucleotide messenger RNA. Its product is annotated as membrane transporter. Lineage: Eukaryota; Fungi; Ascomycota; Sordariomycetes; Sordariales; Sordariaceae. The coding region runs from base 1 to 2682 and encodes 893 amino acids. Gene Ontology annotation, biological process: transmembrane transport. The transcript has 3 exons. The record is from RefSeq and is a predicted model, not a curated record. Gene Ontology annotation, molecular function: transmembrane transporter activity.
AUGUCACACAAUCUCGAAGAGAGCCCCGGUGAUGAUGAUCAUCGGCAAUCCCAACCCACCGAGGCAGAACAGGGCAUAUCAAGAUAUGGAGAUCGAGCUGACUCUGAUUUUGUGCAACGACCCAAAAAUACGGAUGGCACACUACAGCCCAGCAAAGACAAGGAGUCCCUCCGUAACAAGAAGUCUCCGGAGCCGAGGAAGUUCUAUCUCGUAACUCACAACUCGGGAGACGACGAGAGGCACCGUGGGAGCGAGUCUUCAUACUCGUAUGAGUCAGUGAAUCUUGAACAACCCUUUCGCUUCGGCGAGUUCAAUACACUCGUCGGAGAGUCUUUACCUUCUCUGUCAACACGGGACAGUACUAGUGCUCCCAGAGUCAGCUUUUCAGACCCGGCAACCAUCCCCAUCAGUGGACAUGCCAGUUCUUCAUCCUCGUUCCACGAAAAGCCAACCACUGUUGAGCCACGGGGGAUCCCAUCCCAACUCCUGCCCCGAGCCAGCAGCAUAACCAGUUUCGGCUUCAUCGAUGACGGUGAGGACACCAUCAUCUCCUGGGAAGAAAACGACCCAGAAAACCCGUACAACUGGUCCUCCGGCAGGAAAGCCGCCAUCUUGCUGACGGCCGUCAUGUUGAUCCUCAACUCGUCCAUGGGCAGCGCCCUGCCCAGCAACGCCAUCCCCUUUAUUGUGGAGGAGUGGAAGAUCGAGUCGGAGCAGGAGACGGUCCUGCCCAUUUCCAUCUACCUGAUCGGUGAGGCCUUGCAGUAUUUUAGUUAUUUCUCGCAAAGACUGACGGAUUUAGGCUAUGUGAUGGGUCCGAUCUUGUGGGCGCCGCUAAGCGAGCAGUAUGGGCGCAGGAGAUUGAGUAUCGGGACGUUUGCCAUGUUUACUUUGUUUACGUUGGCGUGUGCAUUGGCUCCUCAUUGGAUUUCCUUUAUCAUCUUCAGACUGUUUUCGGGCAUCUUUGCAAGUGCGCCUAUUGCGCUGGUGCCGGGGAUUAUUGCGGAUAUUUACAAUGAACCGAGGCAGCGUGGGAGAAGCAUGGGGAUUUUUAUGGCUACUACAGUCUUCGGCCCUCUCAUCGCCCCCAUCAUCUCCGGCUACGCGGCCACCACCAUCGGCUGGCGCUGGGCCUUCUGGAUCGGCCUCAUGUACGCCGGCCUGACCCUCCUCCCUCUCUUCUUUUUGUUGCCCGAAACCUACGGCCCCAUCCUCCUCCUCCGUCGCGCCCAGCACCUACGACUCACCAACCCCAACGCCCACGUCGUCGCCCCCCGCGAACUCGAAGACACCCAACACUCCCUGUCCGAACUCACCACCAUCGUCCUCACCCGGCCCAUCCGCAUGAUCCUCAUGGAACCCAUCGUCUCCACCAGCUGCGCUUACAUCUCCCUCUGCUACGCCAUCUUCUACAUGACCUUUGAAGCCUACCCCUUCAUCUUCAUCGACCUGUACGGCCUCACCCCCGGCCAAUGCGGGCUCACGUACCUCGCCAUCGGCGUCGGCUGCUUGAUUGCCCUCCCGAUCUUCAUGGCAUGGGACUCCAUACUCACCCGCGCCCGGCACCGCAACGCCCCCUGGACUCGCCAGGAAGAAUACCGUCGCUUGCCACUCGCUUGCCUCGGCGGCCCCAUGUUCGUCGUCAGUCUCUUCUGGCUGGGCUUCACUUCCCGUUUUUCAGUCCCCUUCUGGAUCCCCAUGCUAAGCGGGAUCCCCUUCGGCAUGGGCUUCAUGUGCGUGUUUCAGGCGCUGCUGAACUACUUGACAGACGCGUACGAGAUCUUUGCCGCGUCAGCGAAUGCGGCGGCUUCGUGCUCGCGGUCGUUGUUAGCGACGCUCUUACCGCUGGCGACGGCGCCCAUGUUCCAUCGCUUGGGCAUUGCGGGCGCAUGUUCGUUGUUGGGUGGAUUGAGUCUGUUGAUGACGAUGAUGCCGUUUAUUUUCCUGUGGCAGGGGGAGAAGAUUAGAAGGAGUUCCAAGUUUUGUUUGUUGUUGAGGGAACGGAGGGAGGAGAUGGAGAGGAAGAUUGAGGAGCAGAAGAGAAGGAGGACGGGAAUCAUGAUGACGAUUAGGAUGAGUGGUGUGCCACCGCCGGCGUCGUCGUCUGCUGCUGUUGCUGCUGCUGCUGGCUUGCGAUUCUCGGCUUAUGGAGAAGGUAUGGCGAGGACGGAGACGAGGGGGGAGGCGGGGAGGGUGCUGGGAGGAGGAGGAGCUAUGGUGGACAUUGCGGAGGAGGAGCAGCAAGGGAUGAAGAAGGAUGUGGAAAAGGGAAUGAUGGAGAUGGACAAAGGGAAGGAGAUGGAGAUGGAGAUGGAGGGGAGGAAGAGUUCUUCAAGUGGCAGCAACUACUCAAGCCACAGUGAACGAAGAUGCAUUCAGGCGGGUGAUGGUAGGAGGGGGACUGGCGAUGUGGUGAAUCAUGUCUUUGAGUGCCCGGACUACGAAGGAGCUGAUGAGGUGGGCGAGUCCUCAUUCAGUCACGACCAUGACCCUCCUCCGCCUGGUUCAGGUUCAAGAAGUGGUGGCUCGUCAGCUACCGUGGCGGUUAGUCCUCCACCGCCUCGGAUCACUGGUACACCUCAUGACGAUGAUGAUAGCGAUGAUGAUGGAGGGGGGAAGUUGAAUGGAGACGGGCUUGUUAUUGGAAGUCGGGAAGGAAACGAAAGGAAGAAAGAUGAAUGA